GAAAAUGGAAAUCAUUAAAAAAGUCAACUACACUAGGAUGCAGAGGAGGAGACGCCAAUCAGCAGAAUCCAGGAAACCCAAAGUGACAGACCAUAGACUGAUUGGAUGUGUGUAAGAGAAGGGAUGAAUUGUUGUUGUGUGGUUUUUGCACAUCAUCUAUGGAUUCAUCUGCCAGCACAGCCCUGUGGGGCAGCAACUACUCAGCCCACACCUCCAGGCCAAGCUUCACCAACCAGCUGAGCACCUCUUCACCUGUUGUGCCGAGGGUUGUUUCCAUAGUGACCAGCCUGGUGACCUCCACCACAGAGGCUACAGUGGGAACUACAGGAAACCUAUCGGCCUUUAGAGAUGAAAGAGGGAGUGAGCUUGGUCAAACCCAUCAGGCAUCGACGCCAGCUCUGGUGAGCACUGCAGAGAGUAACUCUGCCCUGCAGGGCAUCACAGUGGCAGCUCAGGCUCUGGUGCUCCUCUCCAUCUUCCUCCUCUCCAGCCUCGGUAAUUCCGCAGUUGUCAUUGUCAUCAUCAAACACAGGCAGCUUCGCACAGUGACCAAUGCUUUCAUUAUGUCGCUGUCGCUGUCGGACUUCCUCACAGCUGUCCUGUGCCUGCCCUUCUCCUUUGUCAUGCUCUUCAGCAAGGACGGCAUCUGGAUGUUUGGGGAUCAUUUCUGUGUGGCCAAUGGCUUUUUCAAUACCUGCUUCGGGAUCAUCUCCACCCUGACAAUGACUUUGAUCUCCUUUGAUAGGUAUUACGCCAUAGUUCGACAGCCACAGGCUAAAAUAGGGCGGCAGAAAGCCACUCAGUUGUUGAUAGCUGUCUGGUUGACUGCAGUCAUUUUCUCUUUACCUUGGUAUCUGCUGCUCCGGACACCAACAGAAAUCCAUAAGCGAGGGUUCUACCAUUGUAUGUAUGUGUUCCACUCUGGGACGUCACGCAUGGGGACGGUGUAUAGCAUCUGCCUGAUUGUUAUCUGUUAUUUACUGCCCUUCUCCCUCAUGUGCUUUUGUCAUUAUAACAUCUGUAAGACAGUGCGGCUCUCAGAGAUCCGAGUCCGGCCGGUGACCACAUACGCAUACUUACUGCGAUUUUACAGUGAAAUGCGAACGGCCACCACAGUUCUUAUCAUGAUUGUUUUUGUUAUAUUUUGUUGGGGGCCAUACUGUUUAAUGGGGUUGGUUACAGCAAUGGGAAACUACACGUUUAACCCUGCAAUGGAUACAGUGGCCAUCUGGCUCGCCUGGGCAAAUGGAGCCAUCAAUCCCCUCAUCUACGCUCUGAGGAACCCCAACAUAUCCAUGUUACUGGGCCGGAGCAGAGAGGAGGGUUAUCGGACAAGAAAUAUCGCUGCGUACCUCUCAAGCCAAAGCCAGAACCGUGAGAUCCGACUUAAUCAGGCAGAGAGAAUAAGGGACCGUUACGUGAGCCGUGUAGGGAUUAAUAACAACAGCCGCCUCUCCAGUUCUAGCCCUGGAAAAGGAGGAGAGGUGGCAAUGUGGGCCUGUAAAAACCCUGCUGUGUUCUUUUGCAGGGACGCCCAGUCUGACACUGCAACGCUACCCAACUCUGUCAGCUCUCAGAAGAUGAGGACUGCUGACACCAGCCUGUGACAAUUCCUUUGGAAACUCCAGAUUCGUCAGAUCACAGAAUGUCAAAAAAAGGGUGUAUGAUAUUAAUAACAAUUUGACCAGAAACAAACAUCAUCUUAUCUUCAGGAGUUGGCUGUAGGCAACUGGACUGGCUUGAGUUAAGCCUGAAGACAUUUCACCUCUGAUCCAAGAGGCUUCUUGAUUUCUGAAUAACUGGUGGAAAAAACAGGUGAAACUCAGGGCUGUCCUCACAAAAACCAGUCUAGGUGAAUUCACUUAUUCACCCAAGGAAACAGCAUUGGAGGAGCCCUAUUUUUUUAGAAGUGCUAUUUUUUGAAACCAGAUUCUAGAGUGGGAGAAUAUGGGUGGGGGACUGAACUUGACCUCCAUGAGGGAGGUGGCACAGACACUAGGGAAGACAACAGAUUCCUGACAAGUCUCGGGUGGCUGAACUGUGAGCCGCUCGAAUGUGUGGCUCUGUGCAGCUCAUUAGCACAAUCAUGAAAAUACAAAUAUUGAAAACACCUGAACCUUUUAUUUUUUGUGCAUUCUCUUUUGAUCUGGACAGCACAACCCCUCUAACGACUUAAAAACGUAAUAAAAGUUACAAGGACUUAACUUAUUAAAAGGCGCUACUUUAUUGACGUUUGGUUCUUUAUGUCACGGCCGUAACGCACUCAAACACAGUGUGGACCCAAAUACACAAGGCGGAGGCAGAGAUCGCAGUUUAAACAAAAAAGAGUUUAUUUUAACAAAGCAAAGUCUUACUCAAGGUCAAAUUAUAAAUCCAAAACAGGGUCAGACGAGAGUGAGCCAGGCACAGGGAACAAGAUGAAGCAGACGUGGUAAUCCAAAAGGGAAACGUGAGGUGCAGGACGAGGAGACACACAAGACACACUGGCACGAGACAAAUGGAAGAGGGCGUAUUUAAGGAGCAUGAACUGAUUAACACCAGGUGCAGACAAUAAGGGAAUCCACGAGACUAGAGAAGACAGAAAACAGAAUAAAACCUUCACCAAAAUAAAACCAGGAGUACACAUAGACUAAACUAACUGACCCAAACUGAAGACAUGACACUUCAUGAAGCUGCUGCAUUAUGUUGCGUCCUCUACUGGCUUGUUCUGACAAUUGACAGUUCACACAAAUAGGUUGAUUAACCGAUAUUUGUAUUUGUAACAACAUAUUUGCAAAUUAAAAAAAAAAGUCAAUCGAGGAGGCCUCUCCACCGACUGCAUCCUGCCACGGAAGAAGGUCUUCAGGUUGUCCCACACCAACAUUGCUGCCCGAGAAGCCCUUGGGCCUCUGACUCGCUGUACAUCCAGGAGAACCCUCCUGUCGCUAUCUUCAUCUCUAUCUUCAUCAUGUAGCAUUGUUCUCGUUGACAUGGUCACACUAACGUUCUUACUCGCUGGACCGCUCUUCCUCUACUAGCAUUCUUCUCGUUGCCAUGGUUGCACAAUUAAGCUCUCUACGUUUAUCCUCUUCUUCUCUUGUAUGAGUGCCUCCUAUACCCCACGUCUAGACUUGUACUGCCACCUGAAGGUGACGUGGGAUACUACAGCGGUGCGCAAUGUAACGUGCAAUGUGGCGCACGAUGCAUGUGUGCAGAAGUAUACCAGGCCUUAAACAACUCUCCAGACAAGUUUCCAGCCUACAGAGGCUAAAUACUUGGAUUUUUCCACCAGUUAGUCAGAACUGAAGAAGCCUCGUGGAUGAGAGGUGAAACGUCUUCAAACAUUACCCAAACAAGUCUAGUUGCUUACAGCUUACUACAGGAUUCGACUAUGACCUGAAUGACUGAUAACCUUCACAGACAAUAGGAUCUAAUGUUAAUUAUAGCAGCAGUUGUAAAUGAGCUAAUUACAAGUUAAGUUAAUUUGGGAGGACACAUGAAAUCAUCUUCAAGGACUUCUGGGUUUAAGCCUGCAUGUGUUAAAAAGAGUUCUGCCAUGAUAUGUUUGUUUACGUGCUGUCACACAAUAUCUUUUUGUAUGUUGAUACAGAAUGUGGAUCUGGAAAACAGAUAUUUUCUUAAUCCUAGACCUUCCAUGCUAGAAACAUACAGUACGUAUACAUUAUUUCAUUUUUAGGCUGUUCUCUGUAAAAAUUGUAUAAUUUGCCAUUUGUUGAGAUGCUUGAACAACCUAGAGACAAACUCCUCCAAUAAGAAACCUUUUAGAAUUUGAUUUGAUUUGGAUUGGAUUCAAUCAAAUUAUUUAAUGCAAUUCAUGACAGGGAUUCCAUUCCUGUGUGUGUGUCAGUAUUUCUAAAUCAUUAAAACCUUAAUUGUGAACAUUUUCAGUUAAUAAAUGGUCCCAGAAGAUGUCAUUAAUGUUCACAACAUACAUCUAUUUAUUUUAAUAUUUAGUCCAGAUUCCAAAAAUGAAAAACUG
Molecule: messenger RNA, 3979 nt
Organism: Solea senegalensis (Senegalese sole)
Lineage: Eukaryota; Metazoa; Chordata; Actinopteri; Pleuronectiformes; Soleidae
Product: G-protein coupled receptor 135
Exons: 2
Coding region: 159-1607 (482 amino acids)
Biological process (GO): G protein-coupled receptor signaling pathway
Cellular component (GO): membrane
Molecular function (GO): G protein-coupled receptor activity
Source: RefSeq, a predicted model, not a curated record